Molecule: messenger RNA, 2425 nt
Organism: Amborella trichopoda
Lineage: Eukaryota; Viridiplantae; Streptophyta; Magnoliopsida; Amborellales; Amborellaceae
Product: protein REDUCED WALL ACETYLATION 1
Biological process (GO): xylan biosynthetic process; plant-type secondary cell wall biogenesis; xyloglucan metabolic process
Cellular component (GO): Golgi apparatus
Molecular function (GO): acetyltransferase activity
Source: RefSeq, a predicted model, not a curated record
UCCCUCUUCCUGCAACUCUCUCCCUCUCUGAUAAAUCUCGUUGAUCUCUCUCUGUCUCUCCACCUCCAACGACCAACCAUUAAUAAAAAAUCGAUCUCUCUGUCACCCACCCGCUUCGAAAUUCAAGAAUAAAACGCUUCACAUCUCAUCCCUCUCUCACUCAUCCACCCCCACCCUCUCUCCUUCUGACCAAAACCAUCUCUCUCUCUCUACCCCAAGUUGCCAUAUAAUUUCUCUAUAAAAUCUCAUAAUUUCGGGUUUUCCUUGGGGCUGAAUUGUGGAUUUUUGAUCUGGGUUUUUACCAGAUCUUGAGUUCUGGCUACGGUAAUCGUGUUUUGGUAGCAAUGCAUGUUAAUUCACUCCAUUUCUGAUCAUCACUUUUCUCUCUCUAGAUUUGUUGGCUAUUGGGUGGUGGUCUUAAGCAAGAUGGUGGUCUCCGGAUCGCUUACUCCUGGCCAGGUGUCAUUUUUCCUCGGAAUAACUCCAGUGUUUGUAGCAUGGAUAUAUUCUGAAAUAUUGGAGUACAGGAAAAGUUCAACCCCUACCAAAGCCAGGCAUUCAGAGAUUAACUUGGCUGACUUGGGCGGUGAAACUGUUAAGGAAGAUGAUAGAACUGCACUGCUGGAAGGAGGCCUUCAACCUGCUUCCACAAAAGUCCACCAUUCCAUUAAAUCUAACCUUCUCAGGUUCUUUUUCAUGGAUGAAACAUUUUUGGUUGAGAAUAGGUUGAUAUUGAGAGCAAUGUCAGAGUUUGGGGCUAUUCUGAUCUACUUCUACAUAUGUGAUCGGACAAAUUUGUUUGGAGAGUCGAAAAAGAGUUACAACCGGGAUCUCUUCCUCUUUCUUUAUUUCCUUCUAAUCAUAGUUUCAGCGAUGACUUCUUUCAAGAUACUCCUUGAUAAGUCAGCACUUACUGGCAAAUCCAUAUUGUAUCUUAACAGACAUCAAACCGAGGAAUGGAAGGGCUGGAUGCAGGUGUUAUUUUUGAUGUACCACUACUUCGCGGCAACUGAAAUUUAUAAUGCGAUUCGUGUAUUUAUUGCCUCAUAUGUUUGGAUGACUGGAUUUGGCAAUUUUUCAUAUUAUUAUGUUCGUAAGGAUUUCAGCCUGGCACGUUUUGCUCAGAUGAUGUGGCGGCUCAAUUUGUUCGUCACAUUUUGUUGCAUUGUACUAAACAACAACUACAUGCUUUACUACAUAUGCCCCAUGCAUACACUCUUCACUCUUAUGGUCUAUGGUGCCCUUGGAAUUUUUCACAAAUACAAUGAAAUUGGAUCAGUCAUUGCUGCAAAAGUGGCAGCUUGCUUUUUGGUGGUUAUCUUGAUUUGGGAGGUGCCGGGAGUUUUCGAAAUAUUCUGGAGCCCGCUAACAUUUCUUUUAGGGUACAAUGACCCAGAUCCUUCGAAAAAGCAAUACUCUCGCUUGCAUGAGUGGCAAUUUAGGUCGGGUCUUGAUCGGUAUAUCUGGAUUAUUGGAAUGAUAUAUGCGUACUAUCAUCCUACUGUUGAAAGAUGGAUGGAAAAACUGGAAGAGUCUGAAACCAAGAUUAGAGUAGCAAUAAAAACAACUGUAGCUGCAAUCGCUUUAGUGGUGGGUUAUCUAUGGUAUGAAUAUAUUUACAAGUUGGACAAGAUUAACUAUAACAAAUAUCAUCCCUAUACGUCAUGGAUUCCAAUAACUGUCUACAUUUGCCUUAGAAAUGUCACUCAACAAUUUCGAAGCUGCUCUUUAACACUCUUUGUGUGGCUUGGUAAGAUAACCCUGGAGACCUACAUCUCCCAGAUUCAUAUCUGGCUAAGAUCUGGCAUGCCUGAUGGACAGCCUAAAUGGUUGCUCUCUCUCAUCCCCAACUACCCCCUUCUCAACUUCAUGCUUACUACUGCCAUUUAUGUCUUGAUAUCACGCCGGUUGUUUGAGCUUACAAGCACUUUAAAAAGUGCGUUCGUGCCAAGCAAAGACGACAAGAGGCUCAUGUACAACCUGAUUGCUGGUGCUGCUAUAGCUCUUGUGCUCUACUCAGCAUCCUCUGUGUUUCUCCGGAUCCCUCAAAUGCUGGCAUGACCAUUAGAAGAGCUUGGAUGCAUGGAGGUUUUAUGGCAAUUGAUUGCGGCUGUUUGUACCUCUAAUUUGUUGAGCCUUGCAAUAUAUGCGAUCGGGUAUACAUACAUCAGCAUCAGUGAUGGGUAGCAAGUGUACGUGAAGUUCGCUCCUCACAAUUUUUUAGGUUUUCCUUUGUUUUCAGAAAUUUGUGUACAGAGGGGGCUGAUCUCUGAAUUCAAUCUCAAAUUGAGGGAUUCAGGGGAAGUUCUGGCAUAUGCAUUCAUGUAUUCUGCCUUUUAAUUAUAAUGACGUGAUUUGUAAAACACAAUGUUCUCUAUCUGUAACACCGAUAUGUGUUGGUUAUGUUAGUUCUCGUCUUUGGUAA